Molecule: messenger RNA, 1018 nt
Organism: Cuscuta campestris
Lineage: Eukaryota; Viridiplantae; Streptophyta; Magnoliopsida; Solanales; Convolvulaceae
Source: the annotation of a GenBank genome assembly
GGACUUUUUUUUAUCUCCUUUAAUUUGUUCUAUGCGCACACUAAAAUAAAAAGUGAGAGAAGAAAGAAAGAAAGAUGUUCCCUAGUGCAAAAAUGACAACAAAGAAGAUAGAGGGGAAGGUGGUUUUGAUGAGGAAGAAUGUUUUGGAUUUGAAUGACCUGAGCGCCUCAAUCGCCGAUGAUUUCUCUGAUUUUCUUGGCCAUAAGGUCUCCAUACACCUCAUUUCUUCCACUCGCACACCUGCCUCAUCACCUAGUGAUCCUACAAAUGGAUCGAAAGAAGAACUCGGCACGACGGGUUACUUGGAGAACUGGGUGCUCAACAAAGCUCUUUUGGCCGACGGCAAGUCGGCGUUCCGUGUUUCCUUCGACUGGACUGAAGAUUUUGGGGUUCCGGGAGCAUUCAUCAUCAAGAACAAUCAUCACAACGAGUUCUACCUCAAAACCCUAACCCUAGAAGAUGUUCCCAAUCACGGCGAUGUCCACUUCGUAUGCUUCUCCUGGGUUUAUCCGGCCAGCAAGUACCACUACGACCGCGUCUUCUUCUCGAACCAGUUUUGUCCGUCCCUGUUUUCGAUCGGCCGUCGGUGUCCCUGUCGUGCGUCCCCGUCCAAGACGCCGGGCCCAAAUCGCCGAUCGUCCGUCCCUGUUGUGGUCGCGAGUCUCCGGCCAGUCGCGAUCGUUCGCCUUAGUUGUGGUCGCGGGUCUCCAGACGUCGGCCCCGUUGCAGUCUCCGCGUCCAUCGCGCCGAUUGAGUUCUCCGAUCGUCGCCAAUCAGUAGCCCAACGCAUCAAGUCCAAGUCGCCAUCUCUGCGAAGGAGAUCGCCGUCGUCCAGCCGUCAAUUAUCGCCAGAUCCUUUGGUCAGUCGUCAAAGUUCGUCGAAAAGAAUUGCACAGUCCACUUGCAAUAUUGUUUUGUGAAAGUAUUCUUUAGUUGGAUUUCAAAUUGGCCACACAGCAGCAAAUUCAAGGGAGUAUAUCCACUCGCAUUUUUUUUAGUUCAACAUGUUUGGUUAAUC